GAGAAAGAAGUACUGCCUACUUUGUGCGUGCAUAUCAGCGUCCUAGCUUUCUGGUAGGAUGUAACUAGAAUCUUUAAUCGACAAAAGCCAGAACAAGCUAAACUCAGCAAAAGUCUUCACCGCGCUCAAAUUCACUCAUAGGCGAAAACAAAAAAGCUCCACGUUUUUCUGAACACUGCCUAAAGCUCAAAACUCUCAACUGAUUUCAGUACAUCAUCGCAUAGGUAUUGGAUUUCGGUUUCAGAAAACCGAAACAGCGUGUCGACCAAUUUUGAACGGUACUUCGCAUCCCGUGUACCCUUCAAAUACUUACCUCAAAAUUACUCAUUUAGUUGGCAACCUAACACUUGAAGCUGGGUUAACUGAACGGUGAAGUUGACCAAUUCUUCACAAUUACUUGGCUUAUUACACUACAACCAGCAUAAUGGCGAUGGAUACGUCAAAUAAGUCUUUGACAUCAUUACUGGAGAAGAUGGUGGCAGCUGAUACUGAUUACCGGUUUAUGGCUAUGAAUGAUCUUAUCAAUGAAUUACAAGUGAACACCCUUCGUUUGGAUCUCCAAAGUGAAAAGAGAGUUGUUGGACUCAUUCUUCGUCUUCUGAGGGAUCCUAGUGGUGAAGUUCAAAGUCUUGCAGUAAAAUCACUAGGUCCUUUAGCGACUAAAGUAAAAGAACAGCAGAUUAUUACCAUCGUCAAAGAUCUUGUUGGAACUAUGGAAAAAGGAGGCGAAGGACAGCUUCGUAGCAUUUGUAGUAUUGGUCUCAAGACUGUUGUUAAUGCUUUACCGAAUGCAACUGAUAUGGUAGUAGUUCAAUCAGCUGUUCGUGAAGCCAUCUCUCCAUUAUUACAUAUGGUUAUGUCACAUCAAGAUGAUAAUGUACGCGUUGAAGCUUGUGAAGUUUUAGCUGAAAUUAUUAAUCAUUUUGGAAAUCUUUUGACAAGUUAUCACUUGGACUUACUUGAUUGCAUGAUCACUUGCCUUGGAUGUCCACAAACUACUUUACGUAAACGUGCUAUUCAGGCAUUGGGUUAUCUAUCAUGGAUUAUACCACAAAAAUAUUUCAGUUCACUUGUUAGCUUUCUCCUUUUCCGUUUACAAAUGAGUCCUUUUUUAACAUCAAAACCAAUGGAGAAAUUCGACGAUCAUUUGUCAAAACUGAUUACUGAAAAUACAUUGUUUCAACGACCACAUUUAUUGGAACAACUAAAACAAGUACCUUCUGUCGAUGUUAUGAAAACCUUACUUCAAUGCUUCAAUGUUGUUUCUCGUCAACUUCAACGUUCACCUCAUUGUAUUCCAUCAGUACUCCAACUACUCAUAUCGAUUGCAUACAGUUCAAAUACAAAUAAUCCAGAACAGGAUGAUAUUGUAGAGUUAGUUAUUCAAGUAUUGGAAACAAUAAUUCGACGUUGUCCUAGAGCAAUUUCACCUUCUCUUCCUGAACUGAUUAAUUUACUAUGUGAACGCUUGCAAUACGAUCCAAAUUAUGAUUAUGGUCUUGUUGAAGAUGGAGAUGAUCAAAUGGGCGUCAAUAAUAAUUAUGUCGAUUUCGAAGAUGAUAAUGCUGAUGUUGAUGCUGAUGACGAUGAAGAUGGAGAAUAUUCCGAUGAUGAAGACGUAUCAUGGAAAGUUAGACGUGCUGCAGCGCGUGGUUUAGAGGCAAUUAUCUUAGUUUUCACUGAAAUGACUGCUAAUUUCUAUGUAUCUAUUGCCCCUUUGUUGAUAAAACAAUUCAAUGAACGUGAAGAAUCUGUACGUUUAUCUAUAUUCUCAUGCCUUAGUGCGUUGUUGCGUCAAACUCGAUUAACAUCAACUAUUCAUUUGAAUACCACUAUUACUAAUGGAUCUGUUGCUGUCAACCAACAGAAUAGUCCAAGAUCUUAUGAAAGUACAUUAUUUGUAUCUGAAUCUACUUUGGAAGAGCUAAAACUGCAUUUACAAGAUCCUAAUAGUGCUCAGUCACGAUUACUAUCUCUGUUGCCGACAUUGUAUCGUGGCAUUGAAAAGCAAACAUCUCAAUCGAUAAGCAAUAAAAUGAAAUCUCAAAAUGCUAAUCGAGUUUUAUCGGUUUAUCGACAUACUGCGUUUAUGUUGAAUCGUGAUUUGGCUCUAGCUUUACCAGGUCAAUUAGGCGCUCAUUUGAAUAAUAUAUUAAUGAUGAUAAAAAUUUCGUCUGAUGAUCCGAAUACAAAUCAUACUGCAAAAAUGGAAAUGAUUAAUGUUCUUGUCCUUCUGUUGAGUACACAUCCAGCUAGUUAUUUUGAAUCAAAACUUGAUCUUCUCGUUCAAUUAACAGUACAAUCGAUUAACAAUUCAUUUUAUCGUGUUGCUUUGGAAGGUCUGGAUUUGUUACAACUUCUAUGUACACAUUUGAAAAGUUUAGGCGGUGAAAAAUAUGCUCAAGUUUUAUUUACUCCACUUUUCAAUCAAUUAAAAGCUACCGAUCGUGAUCUUGAAUUGAAGGAGAAAGCUAUUACAGUGACUGCAGUAUUUCUUUCACAAAUCGGUUACAUGGUUGAAUCGAAUAUUAACGAUUGUUUAGAUUUGAUAUAUCGACGUCUAACAAAUGAAUUAACUCGGUUGGCUGCAGUUCGUGCUAUACAGAUUAUCGCUUCAUCACCUUUGCAAUUGGAUUUAUUAAAAUUUCUGCCUGGUUCAUCGCAUGAAUUAGGAACAUUUUUAUCAAAAAAUGAUCGUAAUUUGCGUAUGAUAACACUUCGUUGUUUAUAUACAAUUUUAUUAAAAUAUCCUAAUAGUUUGGAUGAUAAUUGUAUAAUGACUAUAUUGAAUUUAAUGCCAAAAUUAUUAAUUACCGAACAUGAUUUACAAACAUCACAACUCGCUCUUCACCUUACCUCCUUAUUCUUGGAAUCACCUAAUCCUUUAGCUAGUCAGGUUUUUCAGAUUGUUAUACAAGAACCAUUUCUCGAAUGUCUCAUCAAUUUAGCACAUUCUCCAUUAUUACGUGGUCAAGCUUUGGAUGGAAUGCUUCGUUUAAUGCGUGCUUUUGGUCAUCUUAAGAAAACAGAUCCAAAUGGCCGACAACAGUUGACGCUCUUUUUAUCGCGUUUACUUGAUCCCAUUGAAAAUAAUCAUAUUAAUAAUAAUACUUCUUUGUUUGGUCACAACUCUGCUAUUAACAGUAGUAAUAAUAUUAAUAAUACUACACCGAAUCGAACUUCUAGUAUACAUCGAGAUGCUUUGCCUAGUUUAGCUCAAUGUAUGGCUGCCCUGUUAGCUGAACUACCAAUGACUUCAUCAAAUUCACCAUCAUUAUCAUCAUCUCAUUUCGAUGGUUUACUGAGUAGUGUAAACAAUGUGGUUGAUCAGUUGUUAAUAUCUGUCAAGGAUCCUUCUACAUCUCCAACACAAUUAUAUCUGAAUUUGCUUAUUUUGGGUGAAUUAGGUCGUAAAGUUGAUUUGAGUUCACGUACCGAUCUUCGUGAUCUAUUAAUUUCUUGCCUGUCAUCAACCAACAAUUCACCUUAUUACCAACAAACACCUCAUACUCCAACCGGUUUAUCUCAUUCUACAAUAUCAUCCAAUGGAUUUAUGGUCAGCGAAGAAGUUAAACCAGCAGCAGCGUUAAGUUUAGGUCGAAUGGUUGUUGGUAAACCAGAAAUUCUUUUGCCACCAUUAAUUGAAAGCAUUUCACAAGCUGUAAAACACCAUAUGCAACUGACAAACACCUCAGGAUCUUUUACUAGCAGUAUCGGUGCCAGCAGUGGUAGUAAAAAUAACACAAGUCAACAUCAAUUAUAUUAUUUAAUUCAAGCUCUCAGAGAGGUUCUUGUUAAUCUUGCUGGUCUGGAUCCUAAUCAAUCUUUGAAACAUUAUCUAGAUUCAAUGUGGUCCCUUUUAUUAGCGUGUUCUGGUUUAUCGGAAGAAGGUACACGAAACCUAGUCUCAGAAUGUCUUGGCCGAUUAACGUUGGUCGAUCCUCCGCAACUAGUUGGUCGUCUACGUCAACAGCUGAAUUCACCUGAGGCUUCAUCGUCAGUUUUAAUGCGUUCAACAUUAGUUACUGCGGUGAAAUUCAUUCUAAUCGUUACUGAUUUAGACGCAGGUACAAUGACAAAAUAUACCGGUCGUAUGCGUUACGAUCUACCAGACGUAACAUAUUUUACGGUUCCAUCUCAGGAAACUCCUAUGCCAUCAUCACCUGUGACUAAUGACAUUGAAUCAGCUUUACGAGCUGGUAGUCCUCCUGCAUUGAUAGAUUUUCUUGGUCGUCUUGCAGAUCAGGAAUUAUCAGUUCGACGUGCAGCUCUUGUUGCAUUGAAUACUGUGGCACACCAUAGACCUGGUCUUGUACGUCCAUUACUUAAUAUACCUAUACAAUUGCCUGGUUCAUCAGAAACAUCAACUCUAUUAGAUAUGUUAUGUGCAGAAACAGUUAUACGAAAAGAAUUGAUCCGUGAAGUAGAGAUGGGUCCAUUCAAACAUCAUGAAGACGAUGGUUUAGAUUUGAGGAAGUGUGCAUUUGAAUGCAUGUCCACACUACUGGAGACAUGUUUAGAUAAACUUGUAAUACCGAAUUUUCUGGAAUCAUUAAUUGACGGUCUACGUGAUCAUACUGAUAUAAAAUUAUUAUCUUAUCAAAUACUUCAACGUAUUUCAAUAAUAAGACCAAUGGAAAUAUCUGCCAAAAUGGAAAUUUUAGCUGUACCGUUAAAAGCGGUUCUUUUUUCCAAACCUAAAGAUGAUUGGGUUAAACAAGAAAUGGAGAAAAUGCAAGAAUUAAAUCGAAGUGCUAUUGGAUUGAUAGUCAGUUUAAGAAAUAUUGAUGAUAUUGAUAAAAAUCGUCAUUAUGUAGAAUUAAUACGUAUUAUUAAUGCAGAUUCUAAUUUAAAAAAUAUUUAUAUGCAAAUUUUGUCCACUGAAAAUUAUUCUACUAAAAAUAAUCUAUCAACAUUGACAACAACACAAACAACCGGUGAAUAUGGAAGAAACACUUCUUCAUCAUGUUCUCUUACUGGUGAUGGUAGUGGUGGUGUUGGAUUUAUCGGUAAAUUCUCAUCGACACGUUCAUGAUUUAUCCGACUUUACUACUUUAAAUUAGCAAUAUUUUUUAGUUUAUCCAUUGAGUCAUGGAUUCACUAACAAUCAAACAAACAAACACACAUCCACAUCCACACACAAGGUCUUUUUCCCGCUUGUAAACACUUUGAAUCGAAAAAGAAAGUAUAAACAUUUUUUUGUGUCUUCUCACUUACACCAUCUGAUGAAAAGCAAAAAAAAAAAUUUUUUUUUAAAUACAUGUACCUUAAUAAUAAAGAUGUCCAACUUUUUUUUUACCUCAUCCAUUCAUCUUUCCUUUAUUAUUUUCUUUCAAACUAUCAUCUUAGUAUCAAAAUGUAAUGUAUGCGAAUUGAUCAAAUGUGUGUAACUGUGCCAAAUGAUUGUUUUAUUUAUUGUAUAACAACAGUAACCAUGACUAUAAAAAAAAUGUGUUUAAAUCUUUUUAUGUUGUGUUAUAGUAUAAAUCAACUAAUUAUUCAAUGAAUAGUUUGAUACUAUUUAUAUCGUUUAAGUAUCCAUCUUUCUGUCUUAUUUAUGUAUACACAUUAACAUGUAAUAACAUUUAAAAACAAAUAAAUGACAACAUACAUUUCAACCUGGUUACUCACUUCUUUUUGUUUGUUUAUCCAUAUUUUUCUUUAAGAAUUGUUUGUAAGCUUACUACUAAUCUAUAGGACAAACAUUUCCCUCUCUCUCUCUCUUUCUCUCUCUUACACCUACACACACACACACACACACACACACACUCUUGAUAGGAAUCGAGCCAAUGCAAUAGUCAUAACAAUAGGAAAAGACUAAUGUUGUGUUAUACGGUGAUGAUAAAACAAUGAAUGCUUUUUCUCUCUCUUUAGAGCAAACAAAAUUACAAAAGAAAAAUUGUUUCUACAUUUAUUUUAUGCGUUUUUUUUCUGGCUUGAAAGAAUGUGCUUGUCUGUAUGUAUGUGUGUGUGUGUGUGAGUGUACGAUAUAGCGCUUAAAGUAGUUUGUGCUUUUGUCUGUUUUAAUUUUCUUAGGUUUACACAUGAUCUGCACCAUGAUAAAUGAAUAAUGCGUACAUGAUCUUAUGUUUAGUUGAGUUAUUAUUAUACUCUGUAUUUGUCCUUUGAAUUUCGUUUGUUUUUAACAUGAAUGUAGUUGAGUUACAUCUAACAAAAUAUUAUGAUAUCGAAUGUUGUUAAAGACAAGUUAUGAGUGAUGGUGAUAGUAAUCACUUUCUGAUUGUGUAUACUUUGAAAAUUUAUUUAUUUAAACACGUAGACAUUGAUACAAGGGGGCAACACCACAUAAAUCAUUCAUAUUGUGUGCGGGCUGGGAUACUGCCCGGGCGACCAAACCGACGUAGUUGGUUUUCUAAGGGGUCCACUCCUCGAGCGUUCGUUCACAUAACUCAAACAUUGAUGAUGAUUAGGGUACAGUUUAUUAAUUGGUUUUCUAUAACUGCAAUAUAUAAAUACUGUUGAAUAAUAAGUAUAUCUAACUGUGAACAGAGAUUCAUCACUCGUUAGCGAUGUGUAUUUAUAAGUUUUUAGAUGCUUAGAUGUAAUCGACAAAAGCAAAUCAAGUAUGGUAUACGUUUUGUGCUAGUUGAUACUUACUAACAAGAUGUACCUUUAUUCAUGAGUGACCAACCAGCACCCAAUCUUAUAGGUGAGUAACGACAUCACUCUGAAUAUAGGCACAACUCAGUAGGUCUUUGGGGAUUUCCUGCUCGGAAUUAGUCACCACUGAGGACAUGAUAAUUUUUAGUAAGAGAUUAAGUUAUGGAGAUUGCAGAAUUUUUUUCAUAAAUCAUGAGCUGACUGUACAUGGACUAGUGAUAUUGCCCUAUUUCGAAUAUACAAUAACAUCAAUGUGGAUACAUCUAAAAAAUAUUGAACUAAUCGAAACAAUUUGUAAAUCAGUAAUGACAAUAACGAUAAAGGAUUACGUAACCAAACCUUGUAAGUUGAAAGAUUCAGUAGUAAUUAUAAGAAUAACCAACAGUACGAUAAAAUGAACAAAUGUAUAUCGACAUGGGGAGUAGAUCAAAGCGUUAAAAAAAAACUAAACAUGAAAAUCGAUUACCAUUGAUUCAGAUAAUGUGAAUGAAUAUGACAAGGAGUUGAGAAACUUAGAAUUGUAGGGUAGAUUUCCCCCGGACCUUUUGUUGGCUUGAAUUCGUUAUCUCUUUGAUAAACGGGAUUGAAAUCUAAUGUUUAGGAACUAAAUUUAGACAAUAGAUCAGUAUAAAUACUCGAUUUUCCAAUAUCACAUGACCACCAUCAUUCAUCUGUGAUAAAACAAACAUAAACCUCAGUUUUGUUUAAUCCUUUCCCAAACAAAAAAAGGAGUUUCUGGUUGAUCGAUCAAUUACAACUUUCUUCACAAAAGCGGCUAAAUUAACAAAUUCACACUGAAAUGGUAAAACUAAGUAACUAAUCUUUCAUUUGUGGGACUAUUAUUUGUCAACUUGGGAAUGCCAAAGCUUUUUUAAGACCUCUAUCUAAUCGAUCGCAUAAAAAAUUACUAUGUCUCCAUUGAAUCAGAGCUUCAGGUACUAAGAUUUCUUACAAAUACUUUGUAGUUAUGACUUCUUGUUCACUGUAUACAUGUUUCUUUUGAACACAUGAAGCUACGGUUCAAUGAUUAAGUCAUUCAAAUUUCAACCAUGAUGUCUCAAGUUCGAACCUUGUUGCAUCUAUUUUGGUUUGACUAACGUGGUAGUUUUGCUAACUUGAGCUCUGAGGGUUUGUCCCGAAGUGAAGCACUCUUAUUUAUAUUUGGUAGAUGAGUUAAAUAAUAGAUCUGUUUUAGUCUGACAUAUUUACAAUGUGUAGUUCUUCGGAAAUAAUUAUAAAAAUCUUUUUAGUAUUGUUUCAAUUAACUUUAUUUCCGUGAGGUCAUAAUAGCCUUAGUUUACUUACUUACGCCUGUUACCCCUCGUGGAGGAGCAUAGGCCGUCCACAGCACUUUCCAUCAAACCCUGUUCUGACCAAUCCUUUCCAGUUGCUACUCAUCUUUUUCAGGUCUGCUUCCAAUUCCCGACGUAAUGGGUUCUUCGGCCUUCUUCUUUUCCGUCAUUGUUUUCAUUCAAUAAUAUUAAAUAGAGAUAGACAUUAAAUAAAUUUCCAAGGCUUAUAUACGAACACGUUUUUUCACAUACGUUCAUUUUAUUUCAAACAAAUCAAAAAUGUUAUUUCUCUCACAAACUGAACUUAGACAACUAUUCAGAGUCUGAAAGAACUGGACGGCUGUUUCAUCCUAGUUUGGGACUCCUAGGUAAUACUCAUCCAACCACAUUGUCCAGACUCAAAACAUCCGAUCUCUCAUGUAAACGUUCAACUUCUAGACCAUGGAGCCACAUUUCGGUGAUUCAUAUUUCGACAUUCAAUCAAUUCGUGAUAUCUCUGAAGAGUCCCAUACUAAAAUGAAACAGCUACCUACUGUUGUUUUUUUUUCUAGGUUUUUAAUUGAUUAUCUAACUUUGAUCCAUUCAUGAUCUCAAUAUCAUUCAACAAUCUCUACAACUCCUAUAAUGAAAAUCAAAACUGUUAACUAUUCAUAUCUUGAAUCUCUUAAACGUAGAAGUCCAGAUAUCUAAAGUCUUCUUUAAUGGACUGUAAAAUAUCCUAAAAUGUUUAAAGGUUAAUACACUUGAAUCAAAUAUAAACCACAUAAGUAAAAUCAACUCUCUAGUCUAUUUAAAUAAUAGAAAAUCUCAGUGUAAUUAAACUGUACUCUCUUUCAUUAUGUAAAAAUUAUGACAUUCAAUUUAAGAGAAAAGUAAAUUUCCCCUCUUCUUUUUCUUUUUUUCUUAUUACCUCUAGUUACUCAAGAAAUGUUUCAAAAUGGACUAAUUUUCUCUGUUUAUCAUCAUAUUUUGCACAUACAUUUUUACUGUGUAAAUUACAUUGUUAUGAUGACAAGCUUAUUAGAUGUUCUAAUGAAGAAUCCUUGUAUAAUAAUCGAUAAUGACGACUGACAGCAUAGAUUAUUCAUUCUUAUCAGCUUAGUUUCAAAAAGAGAGACUUUUUUAAUAAUGUAUUACUUGAAUAAUGCCAAUGAUCAACAUGUUAAUCAAUCAAUAAAAUCAAUGAAUAUUCCAGAGAAAACUGUCCAUUCAUUAAACAAUUUGAAUUCAAUCAAUAAUAAUUCUAAAUCAGUAAUUAAAUCAAAGUUGAAACAAACAAAUGAUAAAAAUUUGAACCAAUUCAAACAAAAAUCAAAUAAAGUUCAAUCAACAAAACGAUUCAUUUCAAAACCAAAUUUAUGUCGUUUACAAGAUUUAUGCCUUGAAGAUCGUUAUAAAUUGAAUCAAUUAGUUAUGAAAUUAGCUGAAGCUCAAGAAGCAUUAAAUCAAAUGGAUUCUAAAUUAAAAGAACAAUCUAUAAAGAAUAAUGACAUUCAACAAGAUAACAGGUUAAUAUCGAAUCAGUUUAUAAAUUCUGAGGCAUGUUCAUUCAAUGUAGAACAGAAAGUAUGUUCAUCAUCAAAUACAGAUCAAUUCAUUGUAAGUAGUAGUAGUAGUAGUAGUAGUAGUGUUAUAGUUUAAAUUUCAGUAUCCAAUUGUAGAGAUUGUUGAAAUGGAUUCAAAUCAAGAAUUGAUCUAAAUUAGACAAUCAUUCAAAAUUUGAAAGUAUUGGAUAGAUGUUUAGUCAUAGUAUGAGAUGCCUCAAAAGUAUACAUCUAUUACUUUGAAACAGGGAAUAGCUUUUAGACCAUUGAACUGAUAUACAAUGGUACACAAGCUUAACUUCUAAUGAGAUGACGUGACCAGUGGAACUAUACCAUAUAGAGUUUGAGAAAGGUAUCCAUCGAAGAAAUGAAAGAUCGUUGAGAAAUAUCUCUGACUAAUUGAAGUUAGACUUAUGCACCAUCAGAUUUUGCCUUAAUUGUCUAGAGGUUAAGCGUUGGUGUUCGUAGUGACGUCUCAAACUACGAUAAAACAGUUUUACAGUGCUUCUAGAUUCUUAAUGUUUGUCUAACCUAGAUCAGUUCAUGAUUUCAAUGAUAUAGUUUGAUUUGCUUGUUUUUCGAGUUUUCCUAAUCUAAAGUAAAAUGUGUCUAACUGCGAUGAUGGUUUAGUCUUAAGAAUUAGAUUCUUUUACUUUUGACUAAGAUGAUCUAUUAGCCUGACUUAACUGUACAUAACCAAAAGUAUCAUUCAGAAUGCUAAACUAUAAAAUAAUACUCGUUAUGAAAGUAUAAUUUUGUAUUCAUUGGAUUCAGAUAUUUAACGCUAAAUAAGAAGAAUGAAUGGAUUUAUUCAAUACAUGCACAUGACCAGCAAUCAAUCUAAAUUCUUAGAUGGGAUAUCUUGAAAAUACCGGCCUUAAUACAAAAUUCUUAUAUAGAAGCUUGGAUAUUUGAGAAGGGGGUGAAACUUUCCGGACUGUUUUAUGAGGAAUUAUCAUGUCUAUUUUUACUGUGUACUUAGUGUAAUCUUCCAUCCAUGAAUAGCUGUUGUCAUAUGUCUCACCGUCUCUAAAUUGUGGUUAAUUAAUUAUGGACUUAUUAUUCAGUUUUGUAUGACUUUUGAUUUAGUUAUAUAAACAUUGUGAUUGAGCCGGAUAAUAAAUGUGUAUAAGUUUUCUUGUGAAUCUGAUUGUUUCAGUUUCUAUUUGGAAAAGAUAGGAGGCUAGGUAGCCUGUGUUAGUCUUGGCAAUGAUGGUCUCUCAGUUGAUCCAACUUUCUUUUGAAUGAGUCGACGGAUGGAACCUCAAUCAGGUUCGUUGAUGAUUCGAUUGGAAAAUCGAUAGUCAGCUAGCAAGUAAUUUGUUUUGGGCUUGCGAACGUUUUUGGAAUGUCCCCGUAAAUUCACUAUUUUGGAAAACAAGAAAAGUAAGAACAUAUCAGAUAUAGGUUUAUCACUAAGUGAUUUAAAAACCAUGAUCAAGUCGUCUCUGGUUCUUAGAUAUGACAAUGGAAAUAGGUUUAGUUUAGCCAAUCGAGCAUCAUAAGCGAGCUUCGCUCUUUCAGUAAUCUGCUUAGUUGCGGUUCUUUGAGCCUUUUUCAACAUCUCAAUGUCUCUUUCUAGAUAGGGGCUAGCUGUUCGUAUGCAGUACUCUAGUCUAAGUCGGACGAUUACUGUAUACGAAGUCAAAAGGUUUUAGCAUCGACACGGCUAAAGGCCCUACAUAUUGACCAUUGGCGUCUAAAACCUUUAGCGGCUAUCGCACGGCAGCGUGCAGUAGUUUUUAAGUCUUGGAUAACGAUGACUCCUAAGUCAUUGUGUGUCUGGACAACAGGUAACUCAAUGUUGUUCACCUUGUAUGUAUUAGUAAUAAUAAAAAGUGAAAUAUAUUUUCUAUCUAUCUACCUAGGAAUAUAAGGAGCUUGUGGACUAUUUAGAAUCAGGAAUUUUCACUCAGUAUCACGAUCAAUGUGUUAUUGAUCAAGAAAAGGCGAUCGAUCUGAAAGGCAUAAAAAGAACCGACCAACUAGCGAACUCGAACUCUUAUCACCUACCAGCAACAUCAGCUAGUGAGGAACUGUUGAAAACCAUAUCGUAUCGGACAACUAUUUCAUCCUAAUGACUAAACAAUCUACAUAGUAAUUUUAUAUACAUAUAGAUCUACUCGCUUCCGCGGUGCAUAUACUAAAAUUGGAACGAUACAGAGAAGAUUAGCAUGGCCCCUGCUCAACGAUGACACGCAAAAUCGUGAAGCGUUCCAUGUUUUCCACACCAUUCUCACCUCCCAAAUCCACACUACCUGUCAUCGCAACUACUCGGUGUGGUGGCUGAUGCCACGGAGUUCACUCACCCUCCAUCCUCUCUGAUUCACCAAGAGUGGGCUACACGGUCGGUCCUCAGAGUGACCGUAGACUGAAGAGUGGUGAUCAGUGAGUGGGUGGUGACGUGUGACCAAACGUUUGCUUCAUAUAGAUCUACCAUCUAACCAUCCGAAAUUUCGAAUAAAUGAACCAAUUUUAAAAGAGCUUUAAUCCACAAAUUAAUAAACGACUGUUUAAUAACAUUAUGAUAAAAUGUCUGUUUAUUAAUUCAUAAAUAUUUUUACGGUUGGACCUGAUUUCGGUUUAAAUAGAUCAGUCUUAAUCAUAGACUGAUCUUAAGUUAGACAACCAUUGAAAACCAGGAGACACUGAUCAUCUGUUUCAUCCUGAUAUGGGACUCUUAAGGAAUGGAACUCUUUCACAGUGUACAUCCAUAACCCCUCAACCUGAAGUCAUUAGUAUGUAGCAGUAGUUUCAUUGGACUUUUCUCAUUAUAUCAAUUCAACUAGAAAAUACUCGAUACUUAUUGAUUCACAUUUUAGAAUAUAAUCGCUUUUUUCUAUGGGACGAUUUCAAAUGGCAUUGAAUUAGGUUACAAUAGAGCAUGGAUCGGUCAAACCGAAAUCUGUAUCAGUCUAUUAGUUCAUAAACUUUUAGUAUGAGUUAAGUAGAUACAUUUACACUACCUAGGUGCGGUCCGCGUGAUCGUUGUGAUCUUCGAUUGAAGAGAUUUUGUGAUAUACUUUAAAAUCAUUCACAAUGCUUUAAACGCAUUCACUCUUUGUCUAACAUCUACAUCCUGUUUUUCAUUAUUUCCUUAUAAAUACCAUCUCGAACCACAUUAUUAGUGUUAUAUGAAUUCGAUUCGUUUUCUAUUGAUCUUGUUCACUUCAUCUCUACUCUUAAUAACAUGUAAUAUGUCAAAUUAAGUUAACAUACAUCUGUACCGAUUCGUGAAGGCGCGGAUCGGCAAAGCAAGAGCAGAAUAUUUACAAUUGAGGAACAUCUGGAACUCAAAGCAACUGUCAACCAACUCCAAGGUCAGGAUUUUCAAUACAAAUGUCAACACAGUUCCACUGUAUGGGGCAGAAACCUGGAGAACUACGAAAGCCAUCAUCCAGAAAAUACAGGUGUUUAUUAACAGUUAUCUACGCAAAAUACUUCGGAUCCGUUGGUCAGACUGAUAUGAUGGAAAGAAAAGUCAAUUUUCGAUUGAAUUGCUCAUUAUGAGUUUUAUUCAACAUUCAACAUCCGUUUUGAUUCAACGUGAGGAUCAUUCAGUGUAGUAUUUGAUUGUGUUUUCUCAGUAUGAUAUUUUCUUCUGUAUAAUAUACGAUAUUCUUGUAUUCAGUUGACAUGAACUAUGCGCAGUAAGUGAUUUGUUAUAACUGAGUAUGUGAUUUAAUCCUAAUUAUUAAUCAAAAUGGGUGUACAAUCAAUUUAUAAAUUAGUGUAUUUUAGACUAUUUUUGAUUCGUCGUCGUCAUAGUGUUUGGGCUAAUAAAUCUUCACUUAUAACAGUCUUGUGUGUUCUUACUUUCGCAUCGUGGGAAUUGCAGGGGUCCCUCGUUCCGAGUAUAAGUGAUCAGCGGUCUUUUCCGGCACAACAAUUGCAACGACCUGAACAUAACAUAGACACUAUCAGUAACAACCUACUGUGGGAGAGAGCAAACCAGAUCCUAGCGGAGGAAGAAGUGCUGGAAGUAAAUAGGACACACAUUGAGGAAAUCACUCACCUGCGUCACAAAGCAAGCCCUCACAUGGAAUCCUCAAGGUCAAAGGAAAAGGGGAAGACCAAAGAACACAUUACGCUGGAAAAUGGAGAUAGACAUGAGUAAAAUGAACAAGAAUGGGAUAGAACUAGAAAGAAAGGCCGAGGACAGAGUGGAUUGGAGAAUGCUGGUUGGUGGCCUAUGUUCCAUUGGGAGUAACAGGCGUAAGUAAACAUUCUAUAAAACAAAACUGGAACAUUUAGAAAAUGAAUUGAGUCAAUUACGGUGUAAUUUCAAAAAAGAACAAUCUAUGCCUAAAUGUGAAAAUAAUCAAUCAAUGGAGACAUUAAUUGAAAUUAAUCCAACUAUAAUGAAUGAUGUUGAACAAAUGGAACAAUUGAAACAAUCAAAUAAAAAUGUCAAUACCUUAACAAAACAAUCAUCUCACUGUGUUAAUCAUAAUUAUCAACAUGAUCAACACUUGAAUGAUAAUGAUAUGGAAACUAAUUAUGAUUUGUCAAAGACUGUAAAUAAUGAACAAAAAAUCACAUCAAUAAACAAUCAUAAUACAAACAGUCAUAGUGAAUUGAGUGUAAAAUCAACGAACAAGAAACAUAUCACAAGAAAUCAAAAAGUUACAAACUUCAAACAGAAAAAUUGUUCAAAUGUAUUACCAGUAUGGGAAUUUAUUAAUGCCAAUGAUAAUUCCAUUGUAAAUAUUCAAUGUAUGGAUACAUUAACUCAUCAUCAAAUAAUAAAGAAAAAUAUUUCAAUAAUGACUGAACCAGUCGAUAUGACAAUUCAAUCAAUUACAUGUUCAGUUGAAAAAUCUACACAAACUAUAGUUAAUGAGUUCAAUGAUAAAUAUAAAACAAAUUAUCCAGUAGAAUUGAAUACAUCCAUCUCAACACCAACUUCACUACAUUCAAAUGUAAUAUUAAAUCAUGAAAAUAACAAAUCUUUAGUAAAUUCAUUAGUACAAACUGAUUCAGUGAACCAUCAUCAUCAUCAUCAUUAUGAUUAUUACAAUAAUUUAAUAAAAAGAAAUAACAAAGUCAAUAAGACAAGAAAGUGUGUAAAAUCAAAAAUACAAAACAAUCAAACAAGAAGAUCUAGAGAAUACAGAAGAAAAAGAAUGAAAAAUCGAUUAGUACAAGAGAAAAGUGAAUCUUUCUCCUCCUCCUCCUCCUGCUCCUCCUCGUCCUCUUCCUCAAAUUCCUCUAUAUCUUCAUCAUUUUUAUCUAAGAAGAACGAAAAAUUUGAUGAUGAUAAUAAUAUUGAUGUUGAUAGAAAUAAUAAAGUGAAGUUAACUUCAUUUCAAAUACAAGAAGGAAAUCAUCAACUAGUUCAAAAUGUCAAACAAUUGAAUGUUUCAAAUGAUAUACCAUUGAAUAAUCCAGACAAAACAAGAAUUUCACUUCCAGAAGAUGAUGAAAAAGAAACUGGAUUUAUUGAAUUGAUUAGUAAAUCUUUACCACAUUGUAAAUUAAUCCAAGGACAAAGACGACAACAACAGCAGGAUGAAUCUAUCAUUGAAAUAAAUUCAGAUAAGGAAUUAGAAUCAAUAAUUCAAUUAAUGAAUGGAACAUUCCAAGAUAAUCACUUAUCUAAUUCAAUACAAAAUAAAGUGAAUCCAUAUGGUAAACAAUACACUUCAAUGUAUACAUGUAAACAUUUGAAUAUUACCAUGAAUAAUAAUAAUAAUAAUAAUAAUCAAAUAAUGAAACAAACACGAACAUUUCUAUCAAAACCAUAUCAACAAGAAAGUCAAUUCAUCAGAAACAAUCAACCAUAUUUUAAACAAACGAAUGAACAAGAACAAUAUGAUCAUAUUAAUACUAAUUAUUAUUAUUAUGAUGAUGAUGAUCAGUUUUAUCCAAGUAGUAAUUGUCAAAAUGAACAAGAUGAACAAUGGAAUGAUACAAUCGAUCAUGACUGUAAUAAGUCAAAUAUAACAGAAGUACAUUUAGAAAAAGAAGAAGAACAGUUACUAAGGGAUUUAUUUUUCAUAAGUAAUUAACUAUUUAUAUAUUUAAAAAAACAAUUUCGAGUAGGAACAACAUGUGUGUAUGUUUUCUUUUAUUCUUUUUGUUUCCAUUACUUAUUGAAUAAGAAGAAGAAAAAAACAAAUAAAAAGGACUAUGAUAAUUUUUCCAUUUGAUUUGUAAAUCAUAAGUCAAAGUAUAUCAUACGAUUAAAAUGUAACAACAAUAAAAAGUGUGAAGCCAUGAUCAGGGGUAUCCACUCGGUAUCAGGUAGUGAUAGAUCCCAGGAAAAUGCCGUUCUUGCUUUUCCAGUCCGUGCUUUGAUAUCCGUCCUUUUUCAUCAAUGAUGCUCUCUAGUUAUACGAAAAUUUCCACCACUUCAAGAGCUUUUCCAUCAUGCGAGAUUUGGUCGGUACUCACUGUGUUGCGUUUUAAGACUUAAAAUACCAACCUUAUAUCUUUGUUCUCAGGAACCAUGUAUUUUCUUGCUAUGUUCUUUCAAUCCCG
Schistosoma haematobium is the source of this 15940-nucleotide messenger RNA. RefSeq names its product Cullin-associated NEDD8-dissociated protein 1 (gene CAND1). NCBI's taxonomy places the organism in Eukaryota, Metazoa, Platyhelminthes, Trematoda, Strigeidida, Schistosomatidae. Bases 425 to 5035 code for a protein of 1536 amino acids. Gene Ontology annotation, biological process: protein ubiquitination; SCF complex assembly. Gene Ontology annotation, cellular component: nucleus. The record is from RefSeq and is a predicted model, not a curated record. The transcript has 37 exons.